CAAACGUCUUGAGAUUAAAUGCGCGCGCUUGUCCUUGAUUUUAAUUUAGUGUGUGCUACCACAUAGCAUACAACUGCAUGUCAAAAAUUCUUAAUUUACUACAAAACGAUUUUUAGUAGGUGGUUCUCAGCAGUAUAGCGACUCGAAAUGCUUCAAAUGAACAUGGUUUCUUAAAACAUGAAUCUACACUGGGGAAUGCCGUGCAAGGCAUACUGGCUAGCGAUUCUCCUGUUCGUCUCAACAGCUAUCAGUGGACAAGAUCUUACAGGCGACUUUGAAGAAUUUCCCCCUGUAAACGCAAGAAAUGCUGCGGACGAUCUCGGGCCGAGUCAGGAUUCUGGUUCAGAUUUACCGUACAAUGCACAAGGCUCAAGCUCAAACAUGGAAGCCGCAGGUCCAGGCGCAUCGUAUGACACAGGCUCAAGUUCAAGAAAUCAUCCCAGCAUGCACGCCGGCGGUCCAGGCGCAUCUUACGACGCAGGCGGGCCCAGUGCACAAAAUGGUCCAGGUGCAUCUUACGAUCCUUCAGUGAGGUCGAACGUAAGAAAUUAUCCUGCCGAACCCCGUCAGAGCUUCGACUCGGGCCCAGCGUAUGGUGCCAAUGACCUUCCACCCAAGGGGAGAAAUAACCCCGCUGGAAAUUCGGGAAGUAGGCCUACUGAAGGUGGUGCAACGAUUCAGGAAAUGGUCGUCAUGGCAGGUAUGACCGUGGUGUUGAAUUGUUACGCCGAUUGGUACAUACAACAGCAUCCGACAGCGUCUGUGGUAUGGUACCGCAAUGACCAACUAGUGGAUGUAAGGGCCGGCAACCGACAGCUGAUCAACAUGGCGGAUCUACAAUUGGGAUUCGUGACGGGAAGGGACGAGGGCAUCUACGCAUGCGCCUUUGAGAAAGGCGUCUACAACACUGUUAUCCUCUUCAAAGUGAACCAAAUUAUCGACCACAUUUUGGACGAAGAUAAGAUCCAAUUGAUACAUAUCUUCUGGCCUAUCUCUCUACCGAUUUUGCUGUUGUCUGCUGCUCUCUGCUCCAUGAGGGGUGAAAUAAAACGAUACAAGAGAAAAGGCAUGCCGCCUGAGGUGGUGGCCGAAAUCAAGCAGAGGAAGCUGGAAAACAAACGCAAGAAGGAAGAUGCCAAACUGGAGGCCAAGAGACAAAAACAAGACAGGAAGCAGCAGAAGAAACAGAAGAAAGCUGCACCUGCUGCUCCUGCUGCAACAUCGGCCGCUCCUCCAGAACCUGAUCCUUGGGGUGCUCCACCUGCACCGAGUGGAGCACCACCUCCACCCCCUGGCCCUGGAGCACCACCCCCACCCCCUGGCCCCGGAGCACCACCCCCACCCCCUGGCCCAGGAGCACCACCCCCACCCCCUGGCCCCGGAGCACCACCCCCACCCCCAGGCCCUAUGGCACCAGGCCCACCCCCUCCAGGACCCCCCGUGGGCAUGGCUCCCGGUCCCCCUGCCCCGCAGCAUGAAAUGGUACCGACUCCCAUGGCUUUGAUGAUGGGACAGGGACCCCCCAGCAUUGGUGCGCCACCUCCAGCUCCACCCGGUAUGAUGGGGCCACCCCCUCCUGGCCCCCCUAUGGGCCCUCCUAUGGGGGCUCCCCCAGCUGCACCUCCUAUGGGGGCUCCCCCGGCUGCACCUCCAAUGGCACCCCCAGGAGGGGGUGGUGGCGGACCCCCUCCCCCACCCCCACCUCCCCCUUGAGCCAGUCCCUCUACGCACUUCCUAUAAUGGGUCCGAUUUCCUGCGUUACCUGUUUCGACAUUAAAAAUUCACUCAACUUUUGUGUAUUUUGAAGCGUU
Molecule: messenger RNA, 1811 nt
Organism: Patiria miniata (bat star)
Lineage: Eukaryota; Metazoa; Echinodermata; Asteroidea; Valvatida; Asterinidae
Product: translation initiation factor IF-2-like
Exons: 12
Coding region: 178-1713 (511 amino acids)
Source: RefSeq, a predicted model, not a curated record